CCAACGAUUCAAGAACCAGGUCUUUUAGAAAAUUCCUAAAUGUAUUACGUAAAUCACGCCAAGGGAAGUGUCUUCAUCGAUAUGAAAGAUGCGUGAGAGUGCUAGACUUGGAACGUCUCAAAUUUGAUCAUGAGACAUUACUGGAAACACUUCAGUGUUGUCCACGACUAGAAUUAAUUAUACUGCCAGUCAGGAGAUUUGACGGAGUAAUGUUUAGACAGAUCGUUGAACUUAUGCCAAAUAUUAAAGUCAUGAAAUUGAAUGGUUCUUCUAUUUAUGAUGGUAAAUACCUUGGAGGUAUUGGCAAAGUGUUGCCCGAAUUUGGAAGAAUUAUCGUUGAAAAAGGAUAUCGAGUGUUAUGGGGAAGUAGUCGUUGA
Molecule: messenger RNA, 377 nt
Organism: Ambispora leptoticha
Lineage: Eukaryota; Fungi; Glomeromycota; Glomeromycetes; Archaeosporales; Ambisporaceae
Source: the annotation of a GenBank genome assembly